GCCGGCAAAUCAUGUUCACCUUUUGCCAUGAUGACGAUUCCCAGCGAAGACUAGCUUUCUCUGCAUCCCUGAUAGCAGUUCUCCCCGUAAUCUAUCUCGUCUAUCGCAAAGUUUUCGCUACGAACCAAGGUCCCUCCCGAAACUCUCCAGCAGGAUCUUCAAAUUCUACAGCUGCAUCUCUGGCAGCCCAAGGUCAAGCACCAAACGCGCAGAAAAGAGAGACGAAAUCGAUAAUGCAACCAGCAAAGACGGAUUUGGCACCGCCAAAGGAUGACCCAUUUACCCUGGAGCAGUUGAAGGAGUUUAAUGGCAGUGACCCUACUAAACCGAUUUAUGUUUCCAUAAAAGGUACCGUAUUCGACGUUUCGCACAAGAACGACGUAUAUGGAGCUGGGAAAUCGUAUAACGUGUUCGCGGGCACGGAUGGUUCGAGAGGAUUGGGGAUGUCGAGUUUGAAGCUGGAAGAUGCAGUGCCGGAUUACAGUGUACUGGAUGAGAAGGAUAUGAAGACGCUAAAUGAUUGGCAUGAUUUUUUUAAGAAACGGUACAACAUUGUCGGGCGCGUUACAGAUCUUCCGCUUACGGUAGUUCCCCCAAAUCUUUAAUCUUUACUCGUUUUUCUCCUCAGUUUGCACUACAAAAACUACCAUCACGUCUACGUCCGACUUGAAGAGCUAUUGAUUCCGGUUUCCCUGUUUGUUCCGUUCGUUAUCGUCGCUGUAUAAUGUAUAGCCUCUUCUCGAAUACAAGGUGUAACGGGGUAACGUGUAUCCGUCACGGCAUAUACGAAACAUUGUCACAUCGAUCAAACCGAAGAGGGUUUUGCUCGAACGCGGAUGGUUAUACUGUAAG
Messenger RNA from Marasmius oreades (fairy-ring Marasmius), 852 nucleotides. RefSeq lists its product as uncharacterized. Gene Ontology annotation, cellular component: membrane; endomembrane system. Bases 12 to 605 code for a protein of 197 amino acids. The record is from RefSeq and is a predicted model, not a curated record. The transcript has 3 exons. Lineage: Eukaryota; Fungi; Basidiomycota; Agaricomycetes; Agaricales; Marasmiaceae.